Molecule: messenger RNA, 846 nt
Organism: Cryptotermes secundus
Lineage: Eukaryota; Metazoa; Arthropoda; Insecta; Blattodea; Kalotermitidae
Product: tetra-peptide repeat homeobox protein 1
Exons: 3
Coding region: 1-846 (281 amino acids)
Source: RefSeq, a predicted model, not a curated record
AUGCAGCAGGCAGCAAGCAAGCCAUGCUUCAUGGCAGUUUCUUGUUUGGCCUUCUCUUCGGCCCUGGAGAUGGUGGAAACAUAUUUCUUCGAAACUUCGCUCUGCAUAUCAGCGCUGGUGCUGCUGGCCGUUGUUGGCGCGGAAGAAGGAAAGGCGAAGAGGCAGGAGAAGAGAGGUCUGUUGGGGCUGGGGUACGGCACCCUGGGAGGCUACGGAGUAGGAAGUGGACUCUCAGGUUACAGCGGCAGUGGGUUGGCUAAUUUGGCUUUACCUCCGGGCCCCGUUCCCCUGGCUGCACCCGCUUCUGGUCCUCUUCUGCCCCCUCCACCUCCAUACGCACUCCCCCCACCUGUGUACGCACACCCUCAACCUGUAUACCCAUCCUCUCACGUGAUCGGUGCAUCGGUCUACACCACCGUCACCAAACAGGUCGCGGUCCCUGUGCCUCAUCCAGUGCCGGUGCCUGUAGAGAAACACGUCCCUUUUCCGGUGCCUGCACCAUACGCUGUCCCUGUGCCCCGUCCCUAUCCUGUCGCUGUGCCCAAGCCAUAUGCUGUUCCUGUUGACAGACCCUACCCUGUCGCAGUCCCUGUCGCCAAGCCGUACCCUGUCGCUGUCCCCCAUCCUGUUGCUGUCCCUCAUCCUGUUGCUGUCCCUGUAGCUAAACCCUACGCAGUCCCUGUGGCACUGCCUGUACCGAAACCUUACGCAGUCCCUGUGCCUCAACCUGUAGCUUUCCCUGUAGCUAAACCUUAUCCAGUCCCUGUGCCCCAACCUGUGCCAGGCAUUACGGUAGCCAAGCCGGUACUUGACCCUGUGCCCUAUGGCCACGGUUACCAUCACUGA